UUUUUUGAUCACCAAAUCAAUUCAGAAACAGAACCAUAUAAUGUUUAUUUUUCAGGUGGUGUUGGUUGUGCAGCCACUCAAAUAGCCAAAUUACUAGUGAAAGAUGUCAAAGUAUUUGGAGUUGGCUCAAAAGUGAAAGAAAAUCAGGCUUUACAAAAUGGAGUCGAUGUAUUUUUUUCCAGGGAAACAUUUUUUGAAGACGUGACAAAAUACAAAUUUGAUGUUAUCCUUACAAAUGAAGCAGGUUCAACAUUCAGUUUUCUGCAGGCGUGUCUCAAACCUUUAGGCAGGAUUUAUAUUUCAGGAGCAAAUGAAGUUGUGCAGAACGAACACAGGCUCUCAACAUUCACUCUACUGAAAAUGUGGUGGAAUACAAAGUACAUUAUCCCCUCGUCCCUAAUUGAAAAUAAUAGAGUGGUGGCCGGUUUGCAUUUAGGAACACUAUUGGAACAAAAUCGCACUAAAAUUGAAGCUGUUCUUGAUAUUAUAUGGGAUAAUAUUAGGGAAGGCAAACUUAAACCUAUUAUAGAUUCCGUAUGGCCCAUGGAUGACAUAAUAACUGCCACCAAACAAUUAGCUGAGCGGAAAAAUGUGGGAAAAGUUAUCAUUGAAAUUGAAAACUUAGGUCUAAUUAACGUGAAAAAUGUCUUUUAUUGUGCAAAACGUGGGAGAAAGUUCUUAUUUAAAUCACAGUAAUCAAAAAUCUUUUUUGAUUAAAAAAUGGCGUUUUUAAAGAGUAAUAAAUAAUAUAUAGUUC
Leptinotarsa decemlineata (Colorado potato beetle) is the source of this 757-nucleotide messenger RNA. Its product is annotated as synaptic vesicle membrane protein VAT-1 homolog. Gene Ontology annotation, molecular function: oxidoreductase activity. The record is from RefSeq and is a predicted model, not a curated record. NCBI's taxonomy places the organism in Eukaryota, Metazoa, Arthropoda, Insecta, Coleoptera, Chrysomelidae.